Eupeodes corollae is the source of this 1780-nucleotide messenger RNA. It is a transcript of the gene Scgalpha, whose product is annotated as epsilon-sarcoglycan. The transcript is spliced from 5 exons. The record is from RefSeq and is a predicted model, not a curated record. Gene Ontology annotation, molecular function: calcium ion binding. NCBI's taxonomy places the organism in Eukaryota, Metazoa, Arthropoda, Insecta, Diptera, Syrphidae. Gene Ontology annotation, cellular component: sarcoglycan complex; membrane. The coding region runs from base 214 to 1488 and encodes 424 amino acids.
UAAGAAUCAGUUCCCCAAAGUCCAUCAUCAAUGAAAAUUCAUUUUCUUCUUCUUCAUAAGUUUUGCUCCAACAACGCAGUGUGUGAAAAAUCGAUUUUAUUUUUGGAAAAUUUGAUGAAAAGAGGAAAACUUGAAAAUAUGUAUUUUUAUGGUUAAAAACUGUGAAUUUGUUUAAAAAAAUAAAUAAUUUUUGUUGGAAGAUAAAAUUUUCGAAUGAAAAUGUUGUUGAAAUUGGUAUUUUCCUGGAUUUUCUUUGCUGGAGCUGCUCUGGCCAUUGAGCAAGCAUCAGUGGGGGAGCUCUUCACCUUUAAAAUAGAACCCCACAUGUUCAAUUGGACACAUCAAGGUCUCACUGAUCAAUAUCGUUAUAGGCCAUCAAUCGAGGGCUAUCCAGACCUGCCCAUUUGGCUGCGGUAUAUGUACAGCAAUGAAUACCACUCUGGAUUCCUCUAUGGAACGCCCCCUGACCGUUUGGCUGGGAAGAAAAUAAGUCUCGAUAUUGUUGCCCUAAAUCGGCAGAACUAUGAAACUCGAAAGAAUGUUCUCUCAAUCUACAUCAACCACAAAUUCCCAUCGCCAAAUGUUAUUCAAAUGAAAAUUGAUAAUCUGAAUUGGGUACAUCUCAUGGACCCGGGAAGGGUGGAAAAUUUAAGGAAUAUAUUCCGUAAGGACUUGUGGCCAGAGAGUGAGAAUGAUUUGAGUUUGGUGUUUAUGGAAUCGGCUGUGAACAUGGGAGGCAGGUUGCCAUUGAAGCCUCAACAGAGAGAAGGAGUCAUUGUUCAUUUGGGAAGCUUUGCCCAAUUCUCUGCACGACUUAAGGAACUCCAGGAGGAAGUUCGUCCACUCUACAAGCUUCCCUCUUGCACCUAUAAAAGAACAUCGGUUCAAAAGAUUUUCGAAAACGCUGGAUUUAAGCUGGAUUGGUGUGCUUUUAAAAUGAUUGGAGUUGAGAUUUCACCGGAAAUCCUCUUCCACAAUCAUGGAAUGAAAGGAUAUCAUGGAUCUGAGUUGAGUACUCUGAAACGAACAGAUCGUUGGCACGGUAUUGCCAGAGAAGAUGCACCUCAGCGAAAUUACAUCGACGAGUUCGCAUUCGCUUUUGCCAUCCCUGGAAUGAUUUUUGCUGUGCUUUUAGGUAUUUUAUCGGCGGUACUGUGUUUUCAACAUGAAAAAUUAUAUGAUCCUCAGUCAGAAUAUUUCUUUGCGAAUAUUUUUCAUAUUUGCGAGGAUAACAAAAAAGCCAGGGAUAAGGAAAAUCAUUCUGUGUCAACAGUUCAAAUGGUACAAUGUUCUGAAACAAAUAAUCAACCUACGACAACUUUACGUAGCCUUAAGGAUCCGAAUUUACUCUUGGAUAAUGUCAGUUUACAUUCACAAAGCCCAAAUAACAGUAUUUAUGCCAAUGAAAGCCCACCGAAUACUUAUUUGAGACCUAAACCACCACCAUAUAAAUCACCUAGUGUUGGAAAGAACGGAGUGGAUAUAUGACAAUCAUCUCCAAGGAUUUUGUACUGCUAAAAAAAAGCUGUUGGCAGAUGGACAAAUAAAUAUAUCAAUGUAUGACUUAAGACAUAUUGAAAGUAGUGAAAGCACAUAAUAUCACAUAGAUUGUAUUACCAUAUCUACGAUAGUUUUGCAUACAAGACUAUUUAAAGGAAAUUUACCAUAUUUUGAGAUUUUAAUAAGUUAAUGAAUUAAGAAUACAACAAAGUUUUUUAGUUUUAACAUCUUUUUUAGGUAGAUUCAAAAAUUACGUUUAAAGUUAAAGUAGCUAUACAAA